Messenger RNA from Daldinia childiae, 1083 nucleotides. Its product is annotated as Receptor expression-enhancing protein 2. The record is from RefSeq and is a predicted model, not a curated record. The coding region runs from base 1 to 1083 and encodes 360 amino acids. Lineage: Eukaryota; Fungi; Ascomycota; Sordariomycetes; Xylariales; Hypoxylaceae. The transcript has 2 exons.
AUGUUUGACCUCAUUCCGAAGCUCCUUUCCUCUAUAGCAUCCUUCCUCUUCCCCCUUUUCGCCUCUUACAAAGCGCUCAAGACUUCCGAUCUCACACAGCUGACACCAUGGCUGAUGUAUUGGUCCGUCCUCUCUUGCGCCCUCCUCGUUGAGUCCUGGCUCGAGUUUAUCCUCUACUGGAUCCCUUUCUACUCGUAUAUGCGCCUCUUCUUCCUGCUUUACCUCGUCCUUCCCCAGACCCAGGGCGCUCGCGUGCUCUACGAGGCGUAUCUCCACCCAUACCUCGAAGAGAACGAGGCGGCUAUCGAAGAAUUCAUUGCCAGCUCUCACGAUAAGCUAAAAGCCGCGGGUAUAGCCUAUCUGAAGCGCGCUAUCGACUUGCUCCGUACCCAAAUCCUGGGUAUGCCACCGCAAGAGGUGGAACCGGAAGAAACAAGGGCCUCUGCAGCACCACAGGGAUACACGCAGGCGUUGCUUGCUAGGUUCAGCGUGCCGGCCGCACGGUGGGCUGCCAAUAACACUGGCACCACGGGGCAGGAUUUCUUCAACCUGCUGGCCAACGCGGUCGGUACAGCUGCCGGCUCUAGAACUCCUGGAGGAACAACAGUACCGACCAGGGCCGAUACGCUGUCUUCCGCUAGCCUAAUCCCAGGGAACUUUGGCGGCGCGGAGGAGAAAAUGACUUUCAUCACCGCGCAGAGGGAGAGGCUAACGCUCAUGAUGGGCGCUCUAGACAAGGAGGCCAAGCAGCUACAGAUGUCUGAGGAGGAGCGUAGGAGGGCUGAGCAGUCGGGGAGAGUAGGUAGCAUGAGCCUAGACGGCCAGGAAGCAAUUUCACGGCCACCUAGUGGCCAUAGCGUGUGGAGUGGGUUGAGUAAAAGCCGCAGUGAAGUCGACUUCGAGAAGAUCGACGCCGAGAGCGGCGCCGAAGACGAUAACAACCUACGUAGAAGAGCCCCUGUGGGCGAAGAAAACCCGGCUGCUGGAAGAAGCGGUUGGGGCUUCCUAGGUUGGGGCACUGUUGGUACUGGGGAGGAGACCAACCAAACGGAUGCCGGGCACAGCUCUGGAGUCCAGAAGUAG